Messenger RNA from Paramuricea clavata, 2419 nucleotides. The record is from the annotation of a GenBank genome assembly. Lineage: Eukaryota; Metazoa; Cnidaria; Anthozoa; Malacalcyonacea; Plexauridae.
AUGUUAGAGGAGGGGUCGUUUCGUGGACGAACUGCAGAUUUUGUAUUUAUGUUUUUGUUUGGUGCUUUUAUUAUGACCGUAUCCUUUCUACCUUUAUGUAUGUAUACUGGAUAUCUAUGUGUUCUAAACACUAUUGAUCCAGUGUUAUAACUAAACAGUAUUGAUCUAAACUGUAUUGAUCCACUAUUGACCUUAUUUAUCCAGUGUUACUACAGGAGGAAACCUAAACUAAACUAACUUUAUUUAUACUGGAUAGCUCUAUCAGUUCUAAACUGUUCUUCCUAGACAUCUCUUAUUGAUCCAGUGUUACUACAGGAGGAAACCUAAACUAAACCAACUUUAUUUAUACUGGAUAACUUCUCCCUAGAGGUUCAGUAAAGGCCAGUGUUACUACAGAAAGAAAACUUCAUGUGCUUUGCUGAGUCAAGUUUUAGGACCUGUAGUACUGUAUAUUCUGAAAGAUCUGAUCAAUCAAUUUCCUUAACAGUUUUUAGUUAAUUUCAUUGGGUAUAAACAUAGUAUUUCUAGGCCAAGCCUUCACUAUAAUGUUGGUCUAUAUUUGGAGCAGACGGAAUCCAUAUAUAAGAAUGAACUUCUUUGGUUUGUUAAACUUUCAAGCACCAUAUUUACCCUGGGUUUUACUUGGCUUCUCUCUGAUGCUUGGCAAUGCUGUGGUGGUUGAUUUAAUGGGUAAAAAAAUCAAUACUUUAAGUUAGAGAUGGUAUUAAUGAGUGCGCUCUUGGUUAAAGUUGUUAAAGUGUGACCAACCCCAAAUACGAUUUUUUUUAAUACCUUAUUAUAGGAAAUUAACGAUGCACUUUAUUAACGCGGAUUUUAAAAAUUCGCGUUAAUUUAAUUAAUGUUAAUUUAUGUGAUAGUUAAUUUUAAGUAUGUAAUUUUCAUUUAUCGUUAGUUAAUUUGUUUUAUAUAACACUAACUCUUUUAAUAUCAAAAUACAGCAUAUUAACGUAAACUAAAAACAUCAGUGCUCCUCUUAACAUUAAACCUUUGUUGUUGUUGUGUCUAUAUUUUCCGAUUCGCGUUAAUUUAAUUAAUUUGUCAACCAUGGAGAUCAGAUUCGCGUUAAUAUAAUAUGCUUUAAAAGACCUAGAAGCAAUCCGCGUUAAUUUGAUGUCGCGUUAAUUUAUGUCGCGUUAAUAAAGUGCAUCGUUAAUUUCCUAUAAUAAGGUAAAUAUUUGGUUCAUUUGAAGAAGAAAUGUAAGGAAUGCUGGUCUUGGUAGUCAUCCAAAAUGGCCACUAUCCGGAAAUUUUCCCGGGCGAUGACUACUAAGACCAGCAUUCCUCGCGGGUAUCAAGCCUUGUGACGUCAUUAUGCAUAAGGUCUAUUAUACUAUAAUCUAUCACUGGGAAAAUAAUACAGUUUUGCUGAAUCAUGAGCCGUGACUUAUUUCAAUACCUCAGAACAAUCCCGCAUCUCGACCCAGCAAAGUAGGAUCAUGUACACAACUCCUGAUAUAUUGGCGACUGUACUGCUAGCAGACAUGACAAUUUAUUUUAUUUAGGUAUUGCAGUCGGCCAUGUUUACUAUUUCCUUGAAGAUGUAUUUCCAGGACAGCAUGGUGGCUUCAAAAUGUUAAAAACACCAUCCAUUUUGUAAGUUAGCAAUGGACCUUUCACCUUUUGACUAAAAUUUAGAUUUCAACAAGCUAGACAAAAAUUUUAUCACAGCUUGAAAGAGCAUCACAAAAUUAGUAAUAUUCCGAAGUUUCGUUGCGAAAUGUUGUAAAAUGCGGAUAAUAUAGCCUUGCGAAGUUUGCCGUUUUUCAGUCAUUUUGCAUUACAAACGGGAAAUUGAUAAUCAGAUGAUCAAACUGAUUAUCAAUUUCCCGUUUGUAAUACAAAAUGACUGAAAAUGGCAAACUUCGCAAGGCUAUAUUAUCCGCAUUUUACAACAUUUCGCAAUGAAACUUUGGAAUAUUACUAAUUUUGUGAUGCUGUUUCAAGCAUCACAAAAUGGGCAAAUAUCACUUCCAUUUUGACCAACUUUGACCAACGUUUGAAUUAUUGGGGGGGGGGGUGUUACACCCCCACACACCCCCUAUAGCGACGUCCCUGCUAACACUAGAUGUGCGCCUUGCCCAAUAAGCUCUCUUUGAUACAUCUCGUCUUAAAAUAUGCCACGAAUUACUCUGCUCUUCUUAACAGCUCAUUUGUCACUCUUCUCAAUGUCCAAAGAAUCCUCGUUAUUCUUCAUAUAAACCAGAACACGUUACUUUCUAGCUUAAAGAUUCAUUUAGUGUACCAAACUCUGCUUACCGUUAAUCUUUAUUCUUGUUUCAGAAAAACAAUAUUCGAUGCUCCAUCCGCAGAUCCAAAUUACCAACCAAUGCCCGAAGAUCGGCCUGGUGGAUUUGAUUGGGGCGCACGCGAGGAAAUCGAUCAGGACAAUGAGAGAUGA